AUGCCGACCGAGUUAAAUUUGAGCUCCUCCUUCAAGCCUCCAGGUACUCCCGGGAGCGAAUUCGUUGCCGAUAUCGAUUCCUCGGGGACGUCAUGGACGUCCAGUUUUGAGGAGACUUCCACGAUGGCCACUUCAACAGGGGCCGUUGCAACUCCUUCGGUUGGGAAUAAUCAUACUACAAGUACCGAUAUUUCACUCGGGCAGCGAAUGAUUUCUGCCUCGGCUGGUAAUAUCUUGACCGGGCUCCUCGUUACACCUCUCGAUGUCGUGCGCGUUCGUCUACAAUCUCAAUCUCAACCACAACCUUCUGCGGCCUCACAAUACACCACCCAUACUACUCGAUCCUUAAAGAACCUCCCUCCGAAUAUUGGAAUCACCGCCUGUUGUCGGGAAGUAUUCUGGGUUGGAGAUAAUGCGCAAAUGUGUAUGCUGGGCCCUCAAGGCAGUUCUAUUGGAAGUCAGGCACAUCCAGCUAUAGACUGCGCGGUUGAGGAGACACAGCGACGGACAUUUACAUCAACAUUGGAUGGGUUACGGAAGAUUGCUAGGAAUGAAGGAGUGUCCACAUUAUGGCGAGGCCUUAGCCCGACGUUAAUGAUGGGUAUUCCCGCGAACAUUAUUUAUUUCGCCGGAUAUGACUGGUUACGAUUUGAUGAGAACAGUCCCGUGCGAAAAACAAUUCCAGAUGUUUAUGUGCCAUUUGUCGGAGGCGCCAUCGCGCGGACAACGGCAGCAGCAGCUACCAGUCCUGUCGAGAUGUUCCGCACCCGCCUCCAGGCUACCCCAGGAACGGGCGCAGGACAUUUCAAAGCGACUCUGCAGGGAUUACACCAAAUGACUAAAGUCAACGGAUACGCGUCUCUCUGGCGUGGACUGUCGCUGACGAUGUGGCGUGACGUUCCGUUUUCUGGUCUCUACUGGUGGGGAUAUGAAAAGAUAAAGCUCAGCCUGGAGUCAGCACGCCAACACACAACUGUCACAGCGAUCGAGGCUGAAGUUCCCUCUUCUGCGACCGCAUUCCUGGAUAGCUUUAUUGCUGGUGCCGCCUCGGGGUCUGUGGCUGCUUUAGUAACUACACCAUUUGAUGUUGGCAAGACGCGACAGCAAGUCUAUUUGCACAUGGACCAUGUGCCUAGUAAUGGUCAGCGAUCUGCUAAUAUUCCCAAGGCCGUUAUUCCUGAGCAACUAUCACUCCCCAAGUUCCUCAUGCACAUUUUCCGAGAGGAAGGCACUGCUGGACUCUUCCGCGGCUGGUCAGCACGAUGUCUUAAGGUUGCGCCAGCCUGCGCGAUCAUGAUUUCAACAUACGAACUUGGCAAGCGUAUGGCCCGAGAGGUUAAUGAACGACGACACGAGGCUUGA
This is a messenger RNA of Penicillium malachiteum, 1362 nucleotides long. RefSeq names its product putative mitochondrial carrier protein. The transcript has 2 exons. Gene Ontology annotation, biological process: mitochondrial transmembrane transport. The record is from RefSeq and is a predicted model, not a curated record. NCBI's taxonomy places the organism in Eukaryota, Fungi, Ascomycota, Eurotiomycetes, Eurotiales, Aspergillaceae. The coding region runs from base 1 to 1362 and encodes 453 amino acids.